AUGAUUUAAUCGAUCACUAAGGAUAGUAAGAACAUGACUAAAUUAAAAAUGAAGAAGAUAAAUAAAGAAAGAAAACUAGAAAAAUUGUUAAAAAAAGGAGAGUCAUACUUAAACCUAUUAUUAUCAAAGUGACAGAGUAACAAAAGAAUUAAAAGAAAAGAAAGGUUCAUAAAACAAUUAAAAAGUGCAAAACCAUUAUUAAGGAGUGAAAUUUUAUAUCAAUAAUAAAAAUAAUUCAAAAUGUUUCAAUAUAAACCUUAAGAAGAGACCUACUAUAGAUAACUUUGAACUCCCUUUGAUCCAUAAGUAUUUCAAAUUUAUUUGAUUCUUAGGGUCUAGGCUUUGCAGAGCAAAAGAGUACUGUUGAAUUAUUCAAAAAAGUGGACUUCCAGUUGAUACACAAAAGAGAAUAUGGAUUGCAGGAGUAAUGAAUUAAGAUGGCAAACUCUAUUAUUCAGAAUUUGCCACUAUUAUGAGACUUAUUGCAUAUUGUUAAAAUGGAUUUGAAUUCAAUGAAUAAUUAUUGAAUUCAAAUAGUCCUGUUCCUGAUGGAAGGAAUAUAAAUACCUAAUAAUAAUAAUAACCUUAAUAAUAAUCAAUCUAAUAAUCAUAAUAGUAACAGUUCAACAACUUUUAAUAAGCUUAAAAUUAGUUACCUUAAUUAAAUUACUUCUAAACAUAUAAUGUUCAAAUUUCACUAUAAUCCUAUUUAGAACCUAUGCUAUAGUGAUAUUAACUAUAUUUACAUUAUUUUAAUACAAAAAGGUUUGUUAUUUAAGAAUCAAUUUAUUGUUGCUGUUCAUUUAAUAGCUCUUUGUCGAAAGGAUAUCCCUUUACCUUAAGUAUUACCUGAAUCUUUACUUUAAUUAAUAAGAAGGGAUUAAUAAUAAAAUUAAGUUUCGAUCAACAUCAUAAACGAUUCUACAAAUAAUUUCAGGUUUGCCAACAUAACCAUAAAGAGCAGGAUCUUAGAAUGAAUUACAAGGUUCCAAUCUUCAAACAAGUUACUAAUAGAAUAAAAUUAAAAAUUAAUUCUAAUAGAUUUAAUUUGCAAACAAUGUAGAUUGAUAAAAUAAAUAAUUGAAUAUAAGAAGAAGGAUGUUGAAUUUCUCAAUCAAACCAAAUAAAAGCUUCAAAGUUUUUAUGAUUUCCUUAAGAACGAAUAAGAUGAAUUGCAAGCUUAAAUAACUUCAUCAAAUGAUUAAUAAACAUAGAUAUAACAUUAAAUGAAUAUUUUAUAGGAUAGUAUUUUAAAUCAAUUAUAAAUAAAUUAAAACUUAUAGAAAUAAUUAUAUGAAUUGAAAUAAACCAAUUAAGUUUAAGAAAAUUAAACUCCUACAUAAAAAAUUAAUUUUAGACUAUAUAUGUAUUAGUUAAUUAAUAUAAUAAUUGUAGAUUGAAGAUGAUUAUGAUUACUCUAAUUAUAGAGCAAAGAAAUAUAAGGUAGUUUCUGGAGGUAACUAAAACAUUGAAAACUUUCUUUGA
Paramecium primaurelia is the source of this 1485-nucleotide messenger RNA. The record is from the annotation of a GenBank genome assembly. Lineage: Eukaryota; Ciliophora; Oligohymenophorea; Peniculida; Parameciidae.